GCUGCUUAUUAUCGUUGGGGUUUGUCCUCGUGACGUCACGGCGGUCUGUGCUGUGACCCGCUGGAUCGGUUGUAGCGAAGAGGCGGCGCGCCGGAAAGCUACAGGAUAGCAUUAAACUAGCAGUGAUCAAAACACAGCUUCAGGGCCUGUAACGCCUUCACCCUUUAGAAUCCAACGCAGGACGUCCAUAAGUGUCUGCAAGGUGACUCCCGAGGGACGGAGGACGUGCAAACACUUGUUUAUGCGAGCGAAGUAAGCGUUUUGGCCUCGUCAACUUGGCUAACAUUAGCCUACGUUAGGCCCAGCUAGUGCUAGCCUUGGAGCUUACUUUUCGCUAGCAAAAGCAAAACAAGGAAUGAGUGAUGACUUCUGUGGUAGUGUCAGACGGUGGAGGGAACAUUGUGGAGUAUGUCACUGUGGUGGAGGAACCCCAGCAGUGUGAGCAGCAUCCUGCUGAGGAGGAGGAGGAGGAAGAGGAGGUGGUCCAGCAGGAGGUAGAGGCAGUGGUCAUUGAGGGCGGCGAAGAGGUGGAGGAAGAUGUGGAAGAGGAGGAGGGCGUGGUACUGCAGGAGGAGGGCUGUCCAGCUGUAAUUGUGGAGGAGGUGCCCAGCGCUCAGGUGGAGGAGUGUUAUUCUGCCCAGGUCCUGGUCUACGAUGAUGAGACAUAUCUAAUGCAGGACGUGGCUGAGGAGCAGGAGGUGGUCACUGAAGUGGCUGAGACUGUGGAAAUGUCGGGUCACGACAUGGUGUGUUUUGACAAAACAUUUGAAGCAGCCGAAGCUCUUCUCCACAUGGAGUCUCCUGGAGGACUGCACAGUGAACGCAACACAGCAGAGGAUGUGAUGAUGGAGACAGUGGUGGAGGUGUCUACAGAGUGUGGACCCAUAGAGGAGGAGUCCUUCCCUAUCCCUCCUGAAUGUGAACCUGCUGCCAAGAAGAAGAGAGGAGGUGGACGGAAGCCAAAGUCACACCAACCUGCCUCCAAUGGUUCCUUUGACUUGGGGAUCAAGAAGAGACAGAGGGAGGGCAAAGGCAACACCACCUAUCUGUGGGAGUUCUUGCUGGAGCUGCUGCAGGAUAAGAACACCUGUCCCCGCUACAUCAAGUGGAUGCAGAGAGAGAAAGGCAUCUUCAAACUUGUCGACUCCAAGGCCGUGUCCAAACUGUGGGGGAAACACAAGAACAAGCCCGACAUGAACUACGAGACCAUGGGCCGAGCCCUGAGGUAUUACUACCAGCGUGGCAUCCUGGCCAAGGUGGAGGGUCAGCGUCUGGCCUACCAGUUCAAAGACAUGCCCAAGAACAUUCGUGUGAUCGAGGAGGAGGAGGAGGGCGAGGAUGUGGAAGACGCAGAGGGCAUGGUGUCCGGCCAGCACCCGGCUCACCAGCAGGGCCCUGCCAGCCUUGGCACCAACUCCCCCGCCGCCACCCAGCCUCAGCAGACCUAUGUCACCGUCAUCCCCAGCAAUGCCGCCACCAGGCCCAUCCGAGCCAUGCCGGUGGUCAUGACCAACUCACUAGGUCAGGUGACGUUAAACUCCUCGUCCAUUCUCACCACCACCACAGGAGUCCCUGUAACGGUAGCGAACGCCUCCGCCGGCGCUCCCCCCAAACUGGUGAUCCAGGCUCUGCCCACCGUGCUGCCUGCCGGCUCCAAAGCAGGAGAGAAGAUCACCAUCAUCACCAUCCCAGCCAACCAGCUGGCCACGCUCAUGCAGGCCAACUCGACUGGCCAGGUCACGCAGCUCAUCCAGGCCAAGCCCGUCGCUACGCAGCUGGCACCGGCCGCCGCUAAACCCGCGGCUGGGACCGCGCCCACGGUUCAGCUAACGACAGGCCGGACGGCGCCGCAGCUCAUCCUGGCGAAACCGGCGGCAGUGGCUCAGCCACUGCCUCAGCUCCAGGUGAGCCAGCCUCACCCCACCCUGCCCAAAAUCCCCACCCAGCCCCCGAAGCCCUCCAACUGUCAGCCCGAGGCAGCACAAUCAGAAGUAGCAGCAGAGGCUCCACCCCCAUCCAGCCCACCAGCAGCAUCAGCAGAGACCCUGUCAUCCUGAGAACCCUGCCCUGAGCCAGGGCCACUGAGGGGGAGUGGGAGGGGGUACAGGAAGUGACUGUGGACACUGCUGAGGAAGUGCAGGACACAUCCCACACCUCCCCUGCCUCAGAGCAGAGGUGCUCUCUUAUUGGCUCAGACUGUCAGCCUAAUGUUUCUCUCCAGGGAGACUGAAGCCCCACAAAGGAUUAAAGGGACUGUUGUACACACACAGACACACACACACAAACACACACACACACACACACACACACACACACACACAGAUCCUUCAGAGCUCAGAAGACAUGGGCAGCCUUAGAUUGUACAUUAAAAAACUCCUUUUUGUAAUCAAACCUAAUAUAAAAAGCCUGACAAAACUUUGUUGUAAACAGAAAUGUAAAAAGCAUUUUUUGAUACUCAGCCCGUAUGUAUCAGUACAGACGUAGUUGGAAUUCAUCUCUUUGUUUCUUCCUCUGUUUCAGUCUUUAAUGGUUUGUCUGCCGAGUUGUUACUCCACAGCACUGUCACCUUCUCCGAGCGCCCGCCGUCUUUUUGUACUGUUCAUAAAAAGGGAGUAAAAGGACGUCUGCGUUGAGAUAAAUGACAUAAAUGGUGUGCUCCACAUUUGAAGUAUGAUAUACUAUUUUUUUCUUGUACUAUCAGUGUAUUGAAGUAGAUUUUACUGAAAUAUGUAUUAUAAAAAAGACAAAUGUGAAUGAAAA
Messenger RNA from Lates calcarifer (barramundi perch), 2760 nucleotides. RefSeq names its product E74-like factor 2a (ets domain transcription factor) (gene elf2a). The record is from RefSeq and is a predicted model, not a curated record. Gene Ontology annotation, cellular component: nucleus. The transcript is spliced from 9 exons. Gene Ontology annotation, molecular function: DNA-binding transcription factor activity, RNA polymerase II-specific; sequence-specific DNA binding. Lineage: Eukaryota; Metazoa; Chordata; Actinopteri; Centropomidae. Bases 363 to 2057 code for a protein of 564 amino acids. Gene Ontology annotation, biological process: regulation of transcription by RNA polymerase II; cell differentiation.